Strongylocentrotus purpuratus (purple sea urchin) is the source of this 5484-nucleotide messenger RNA. Its product is annotated as protocadherin Fat 1-like. Gene Ontology annotation, biological process: homophilic cell-cell adhesion. Gene Ontology annotation, molecular function: calcium ion binding; cadherin binding. The transcript has 2 exons. Bases 180 to 3488 code for a protein of 1102 amino acids. Lineage: Eukaryota; Metazoa; Echinodermata; Echinoidea; Camarodonta; Strongylocentrotidae. Gene Ontology annotation, cellular component: catenin complex; plasma membrane. The record is from RefSeq and is a predicted model, not a curated record.
UGAUUGCAUGCACACUGCAUUUGAUACCAUUGCAUUGGCGACGAAAGAGCUAGCGUGAUGAUGAUCGUUUUCUGUGGAUUUCUAUGAAAUUGGAAUACAUUCACAAAUGACAAGAGGAAUAGUUUGUAAAAGAGACGGCUAGCUGUGCAGCAGAGCCGAGCUCCACAGUAAGCACCACCAUGGCAGGAGUCAGGUGGUGCCUUGGGAGAGGGACGCUGACAUUCCUUUUCUUGGUCCUGCAGCUGGGCUGCACCAUAGUCUUGGGCCAAGACAUCCAGUUCACCCGCUCAAUCUACAAUGCAACCAUCGCAGAAAACUCCCCCAUCAGGACAUUCAUCUCCACCGAACAAAAGAUGGGCGUUUACUUGCCAGACCCAUCAGCGACUGUGCGAUAUACCUUGCAGGAAAGCGAUGUGAGCGACCUCUUCUCGGCAAGACCAGAGGUUGUUGGUGACUUUGCUUUCUUGAGGAUAAGGACAAGACCGUGCAGAAAUAAAAGCCAGUGUCCCAAUUUGAAAGUGAACAGAGAGGUAAGGCCCGAGUAUUAUCUCACGGCCAUAGCGCAGAGCAGCUCAGGGGGAGUAAGAAGCACAUCAACAGCAGAAGUGCACAUUGUUGUGCAGGAUGUGAAUGAGCAACCUCCACUCUUCUUGAGAGGGAACUAUGCAGCGACAAUCAGUGAGGACUAUCCAGUAUUCUCUAACAUCAUUCAAGUGGAGGCCCAUGAUUCAGACAGUGGCACCAAUGGAGAGGUUUAUUAUAGUUUUCGCCAGCAGACAGAUCAGUUUGCAAUACACACAACCACCGGUGUAGUGUCCCUGACAAGACCUCUGAACUUUGAUCAACAGUCAAGUUACACUCUCACUGUUGUUGCAAAGGACAGAGGUUUCACACCAUAUGGAGGAUUGCCCCUAACCUCACCGGUACAGCUAAGGAUCUAUGUCCAACAAGUCAACAAGCAUAGUCCCGAGAUAAGGAUUGAGAAGCAACCAACCGUCUCAAGAAACAGUGAGAUAGGGACAGUCUUCGCGGUUGUAGGAGUGACAGAUGAAGAUGGAGGAGUAAAUGGAGAGAUUGCAGCUUUAGAUAUCAUUGAUGGGGACCCAGGUGGGUUCUUCAGAGUUCAGCCCUCACCAUCACCCGGUCGCUAUCAACUGCAAAUUGCUCGUUCUCUACUCUCAUCCAGUCUACCCCACGCUUUUAAUGUGACUGUAGCUGCUUCAGACAGAGGAUUGUCUCCAAAGAGCACUUCUCUUGUGGUGGGUGUUGUCCUUGAUGGUGCAAUGAAUUAUGAAGCCUACUUUACCAAUGAUUUCUUCAACACCACCAUCAAUGAGCUGAUGCCUGUCAACACACCAUUCCUAUCUGUUGCACCUAGGAGUGCUGUAGGUAACACUGGUUUUUCCUAUGUCAUCACUGAUUCAUCACUGCCGUUUUCAAUAGGUACUCACACAGGGAUGCUGUCAGUUGCCGUUGAUCUGGACAGAGAGACAACACCAGAGUAUGAAUUCACUGUUGCAGUCCGUAAUGCCAAGCAGCAAACCAUUGCUGAUACAAGGGUAGUGGUCAUUCUUUCAGAUGCAAAUGACAACAAUCCAUCAUUUGAAGAAGAAAUAUACACAGUUGAGGUUGAAGAAAAUCGUCCAGCCCAUUCCCAAGUCCUUGUCGUCCGAGCAAGUGAUCCAGAUCUUGGAGAGAAUGGUUUCAUCUCGUACAGUAUCGCAAACCUGAAUGCAGUUCCCUUCACCAUCGAUCACGAAACCGGAUCCAUCAAUACCAGUAAGGUACUUGAUUACGAAACGAUGAGACACCAAUACAGACUUCGUGUGAGGGCAUCUGACUGGGGAUCUCCCUUUCGCAGAGAAGCAAAAGCUGUAGUCAUCGUCAAUCUCAUCAACCUCAAUGACAACAGACCAAAGUUUGAAAAGAUCAAUUGUGUUGGGGCUAUUGCCAAGUCAUUUCCAAGUGGGAGAGCUAUUGCUUUGAUUUCAGCCCUAGACUUUGAUGAGAAUAGACCAAGAUAUUGGAUUACAAGUGGCAAUGUGAAUGACCUGUUCAGCAUUAACCCUCAAUCGGGAAACCUGACUUUGUCUCGUCCUGUAGCAGAUUCCGACCCCCUCUUCUAUAGUCUGAGAAUUGAGGCAAGAGAUGGUCCAACCUCUGUCAGUUAUAUGAGGACCAACAUGACAAUUACUAACAACGCAAACCCCAGUCCUCAAGCCCAUGCAAGAGGUUUGAAAGUGACCUGCCAGGAGACAGAUGUUGCAGAAGAGAUAGAGGAGUUGUAUGGGCAGCUUGAGGCAAGCAAUCAAGAGGUUGAACACCUUCCUCCAAAUUAUGCAGAGUUGUACUCCUCUAAUGUGCAUGAGCCAGAAUUUGAGACUGGCUUUAGGACAUCUGUUGAAGUUCCUGAAGAUGCUCCUGUUGGCGGCACUGUCCUAACUGUCAAUGCUAAUGAUUUGGAUCAUGGAUUUAACGGGAAACUUCUGUAUGCUAUUUCAGAUGGGAAUGACAAGUCCCACUUCCAAAUGGACUUUGAAACGGGUGAACUAAAAGUUUUAAUGCCUCUGGAUCGAGAAACCCAAAGUACGUAUGAUGUAACAGUAAAGAUAUCAGACAUGGGCAAACCGCAACAUACCAGGAAGAGUCCUUUGACAAUCACUUUGACGGAUGUUAAUGACAAUGCACCCCAGUUUGACCUGAAGCAAUAUGAUGUAGCAAUUCCUGAAGAUGCAGAAGUAGGACUAAGCUUCUUAGCAGUUCAUGCUUCUGAUCGUGAUGAGGGUCGAAAUCAAGAAGUGCGCUACAGCAUCAUCAGCGAUUCUCCUUCUUUUGACAUUGAUAUCAUCACAGGAGAGCUUAGUGUUGCUGGGCCUCUUGAUAGAGAGACCAACCCUGUCCAUGAAAUUCGAGUCCAGGCAACAGACCUCUCAGAUUCACCUCUCUCCAGCUCUGUCAUCGUCAGAGUAUCCCUAGACGACAUCAAUGACAAUCCACCACGAUGUCUUCUUCCCGAGUACAAAGUCAAAAUUCGUGAAGACCUCCCAACAGGAGCCGCCGUCUUGAGCGUUCAAGCUCAUGAUCCUGAUAACCCACCCAAUGGAACUGUCCGUUACAGACUUGAUACUUCUGGGUCUUCCAAGUUCAGCAUUGACACAGAUUAUGGCACUCUUCGGCUGGUAGAGAUGCUUGACUAUGAAGUGACCCAGCUUUAUGAGAUCGUCGUUGCCAUCCGAGAUGAAGGAAUACCAGCUAUGAGCUCAACAUGCAGGAUAGUCGUUGAGGUUGUGGACGUCAAUGAGAACACUCAUGCUCCUGUAUUCCCGAACUAUGUGCUGACUGGAUCUGUACAUGAAGGACAUAUCAAUGAUACCGAAGUGAUGACCAUAUCCGCUGCUGACAUGGAUAUGGGCAUAGAUGGAGAGGUGUCCUACACAAUCCGAGAUGGAAGUGGACUUGGAAGGUUCAGCAUUGACAGUUCAGGUUAGUUUUGUUGAUUUGUAAAUUUCUUUUGAAUCUUUUUUGUAUUUGUUCAUAGAACUUGAUGAACUUGGCACGUUAAAAUGCAACAAAUGUGAAAACCAUUGCUAAAAGAUGGAACACAUUUACAAUGUCUAGAUAUGACUUUGUUUAAAGAUUGAGAAUAAUAACUGACAUCUACAUGUAUCUCAUGGAUGUCAUUGUGUGGUUUUUAUGAAAUGAAGUGAAACGACUGAAGACCACAAAAUCGAUGAUUAUGGGUAGAUCUAGAAUUCUAGGCUAAAUUUUAAGGAAUCGGUUUUUCCAUCCAAACUGCUAGGUGUAUGAUUAGAGGGCAGUAUAUUAUACUGGAGCCAGUAUAUAUAAAACUGAUAAUGUUAUAUUGCACCUAAAUUGGUCUCCCGCUAAGAUGGGUGAACUUGCAGAAACACCAUGGACUGGGAUUUAUGCCAUGAUGAUGAAGAAAGUGUAUUCCAUGCAAAGAUGAUCUCUCAAGCAGCUGUGUGAGUGGUGUAAUUUGAGGAGAAUGGCAUUUUAAUUUGAUUUUAGGCUAUUUCCUGUCGGCAAAAUGACAGCUUGGUUUGUCAAUGGGCUCAUCAUUUCUUGGCUCAUUAGUGAAGAGGAGAAGCCUGGGAUGAAAUUGACUGUGUUAUUGGGUUCAGAUGGACUUCAAAGAGCUGAGUUUACCCAACCUUCAAGAAAUGGUUGUGACUUUGGUAUGCUCUGGAAAAGAGAUGGCAUUUAGCAGUUUUCACAGUGUUAUGUAAAAUGUACUGGUAUAUUAAAAUCCCAAAGACAGAUGCUCAAACAUGGAUUUUAUACAAUUUCAUGAAAGACAUCGGUUUACUUCAAGAACAAAAAUUGUCCCGACAACCUCAUAAUACAUAAUUUUCAGAAACUGCAAUUCAGGACAACAGUUCACAGUCCACAUGGUUUUUGUUUUCUUCAUUAUAAAAAAUGUUUUUUGUCUUUCUGUUUGCAAAAUGUAAUGUCAUUGCCAUUUACUAGCAGUACUCAAGAUUAUUUUUUAAAUGAGCUUUAUGUGGGUUGUUGGAUGGGAUGGGCUGAGAGGAAUAUGUCAUGUUCACUACUACUAGCAAUAUACUGUUGUAGACUGGUGCCCUGCCUCAGCCUUCAGGUACAUUGCAUACAGUAUCUGUAGUUCAUUUUCAUGAUCAGAAUCAGUCCAUUUUAUGGAUCGUCUUCCUUUGAUGUGCUGGCAGGUCGGUGUCAUGAGAUCAAUAGAUAUGUAUUGCGAUGGAUGGCCGACGCUCCUGCCAGGGGCCAUACCUUUUCAUAUGGCUCGUGCAGUGUAUAUUCUCACAAUUUGGGAGGCGAAUGCGCACAUAAAUCAAUUGGGAUCAACACCGUUUGAACGGUUUCCAGAGUGGGGCGUGAAGUUCAACAGAUAAGUAAAGAAUAAUGAAAUAUUCAUAACAUCUGCAGGUCAAGUAGAAACUGGACCGUCGGUAGUGAUGGAUGAAAGUUUCAUGGUUACUCCUUAUUUGUCCUCUAUGUUUUUCUUUUUAAAUCAAUAAUGUUGUGCUGUAACAAUUUUAAUACUGUGCAGGAUAUAUAAUUGAUAGUCUCUUUGAAAGAAAGGGAGAAGAUCUGUUUGAUAGUUCAUUAUCUGAAUGUUGUACAUUUAUGUAGCUUUUAUAAGAACUACAUGUAGCUAUGAUUAUGGUGCAUUGUACACUAAUUUAAUAUUGCCUUUGAAAUAUGGACACCAUGGACAUUAUUUCAGUACUACAAUGUAGUUAUAUUUUCUCUUAUAAAAAAUUAAAUGCUAUGGAUAGAACAGUAUGUCAGAUUAAUCCUUAAUUCUGGGCAUUUGCUAACAAAUAUUGCUGGAAUGCCGCAUCAGGAAAUGUAAAAUUCCGCCCAAAUCAAUGCUUCAGACAUAAAUCUACAUCCUGUAGUGCAUAAAACAUGAAAACACCACUUGACAUUCCAGAUGCACCAGUAUGUAACCUGGUAUACAGGCAGGCAUACAAGCAUGCC